Messenger RNA from Pomacea canaliculata, 1803 nucleotides. RefSeq names its product UMP-CMP kinase 2, mitochondrial-like. The record is from RefSeq and is a predicted model, not a curated record. Lineage: Eukaryota; Metazoa; Mollusca; Gastropoda; Architaenioglossa; Ampullariidae. Gene Ontology annotation, molecular function: dTMP kinase activity. Gene Ontology annotation, cellular component: cytoplasm; mitochondrion. Gene Ontology annotation, biological process: dTTP biosynthetic process; dTDP biosynthetic process; dUDP biosynthetic process.
GCCAACUUAUCGUCUGUAAACGAUUUUACACCAGCACUCGGCCUCGAGAAAUGUCAAGAGUCGAUCUUUCGACGAAAACUGUUCGUCUUAGAGAAAACCCCACCAGGUGAAGCUACGUCAGGUGGCAUUCCACAAAUCUUUGGGGAUCUAGAAGAGCAUGCCAAAGAUGUUUGCGAAAAUAUUCAAAUAAAGAUGUAUCGCAAACAUGCAGCCACAGCAAGUGCUACGGAAUUCUGGGAGCUGGAUGGAUGCCCUAACUCAGGGAGCGAGAUAUUAGAAGCGGUCACGGAUGGAGACCUGACAAUAUCUCCUAUCUUCAACGAGGUUGAUCUGAGUCCCGCUUUUCACGACAAGAACAGGAUUAUCAGAACGUUAGACAUGUGUGAGUUUAGUGAAGUAAAGGAGCUCUGGAGGAACGUCCUGAAUGAGGUACCUGAUUUUAAGGAAAGCAAGCGGACGGUAAAGCCGAAGGACGAUCUGAAACACCCUCUAAUUGUUGUCGAAGGAAUGGAUGGAUCAGGGAAAACAACGUUGGUUCAAGGACUAGCAAGUAAGUUGAAAGGCAAGAAUUUCACUUCACCGAUAGAAGUUAUUCGGCCUUUACGGAGUUUCUUCGACAAACAACCGGAGAUAGUGCGCAGAGCCUAUUACUCUCUGGGUAAUUACUUAGCAGCAGAACUUCUGGCAAGAGAGUGCGAGAGAUGUCCUGUAGUUUUAGAUAGACACUGGCACAGCAGUGCAGCAUACGCCAUUGCCAAUGAAGCAAGCAGCGCCGACAUGCCUGCGGCAAAUCACCGUGUUUACCGUUGGCAGGACCUGCCGCAGCCCAGUGUGGUCAUCUUCCUGACCGUGACAGAGGAGGUCAGAGUAGCAAGACUCCACAGACGUGACGGAGAGCAGUCGACGCUUGAAGAAAAGAAUCUCGCCAGAGACCAGGAAUUUCGACACAGAGUAUUGACAGCAUACAAAAGAAUGCGAGAACCUGGAAUUAUUGAGGUAGAUGCUUGCGGAACAAAGGAAGAAGUGGUGGAUAAAGUUAUGUCUGAAUUACGGGCACAUAAGAUCAUCGAAUGAUCAACAUGACUUCCUGUUUGUUCCUGAUUACAUGAAUGAUAUUAAUCAAACCCCAACUGAGGCACCAUUGUCACAGUUUCUUUAUUAUUGUCUUUGGUUGGAGGAAGUAUUAGCUUGUUAUUAGCAAAUCUACUCAAGGCAGCUGCUGGAAAAGGAAGGCUUAUAAUAAAGAAUUAAAUGUGCAAACUAUCAGCCAUUAAGUAGCUGUUUAAACCACAUUAAACGACUUAAGAUCGCAGUUGCGAAAAAAAAAACUGCCUGGAGUUGAAUGGGAGAAGCAUGAGUUAAAAUUUAGCACAUUAAUUUAUUAAUUAACUGACUGAAGGUGUUGCUGGUUGAACUGUCUUCUCCUUGGUCAUGUUACUAGCAUUGUUUUCAGUGAAGGCUUAAGACAUUUCUUUUACUGUAGUUAUUUAUAAUUUUGUGAUGUUUUACAGACGGUCAUGGAUGUAAAUGUUAGUCAUGUUUGUUCAUCAAAUGUUAGCCCUCUGAUCUCUUACAAAUUAUUUGGAUAUGCCUAUUUGCUUUUCAUUUUCUUUUCUAGUCGCGGCAGAGGUAAUUUCUGUGAUCUUUGAAUGCCACAAUAGUUUUUAUUACAUAUUGGUGAAUAGAGAUUACAGUAUUUUAUUUAUUUGCUUUUUAAAUUAUACUUUAUAUAAAUAUUGUGUUAUUAGAUGCUUUUAUCUCUACAUUUGCUUUUUGUUCCAAAUGCUUGCAAUGGAUUAUGAA